AUGUACGAAGCAAAUUUCGGAUUCCGAAUCCUAAUGUGCAACCUCCAUAAUGACUUUUUUCGUAUUAAAUCUAGGAGAAGUUUCUCCAAAUGUACCAAGAACCCAGAGAACAACCCGCAGAUAGCAAGAAUAAAAUUAUGGAAGGCAAGAAACAAACAACCAGUCGUUGAAAAUUACCCUCGGGACAUAACAAUAAAUGGAGUGGAAAAACCAGGAUUAUUUAAGGGAGGUGAACGAUAAAAAAAAUCCAAAACCACAUGUUUGUCUGUUAUUAGCGUUAAUAAUUUCCUUAGUUACAUUUGAAAAUAUUAUACUAUUAAACUAUUUACCUAAUCCAUGAAAUGUUUGAAUAAACUAUCUAUUUUACCUACAACCAUAAAGUAAUGUCAUAAACAUGAAAUGGUUAUGAUAAAAAUGUACUCGAAUUUCUUCUCUUGUUUCUCUUUAUUUUGAGGUUAAUCGCUAACAGUAGGUAAAUCAAAGGAUGACAAGGAGAAAUCAUGUAAUUUUAGCGUUCAUGAAAUGUUUUGCAAGCAAUUGGUAAGCUAUAUUAGAUUUUCGUUUAGGCAUGACUAAAACGCAAACAAUUUUUAAAGACAGUUUACAGUUUUAUUGCAUGUAGUGUGUGGCACAUAGAAAAAUCAUUAUAUUAAUUAUUUAUUAUUUUUAAUAAUAUUAAUUACCAUAGAUACCAUAAAUACGUUUAACCAACCUUUUACAUUUUUUUUUCAUUUUAUCCGUGUUACUAAUAAGGUAAUCCAAAUAAAUACAUAAUAACAACAAUAUUAAUACCUAAAAACCGAACCGGUAAUUUUUUUUUAUGUAACACUUUUUCUUACGGAAAGCCUACUCCGAUUAUCAAGUAUAGCAACUUUUCUAAAAGAAAAUGUUCUUUGAGUGGUACUUUUUAGAGAGGUAAUUUUCUGAAAUUUUCAUUAAUAUUCAAGAUAAUGAGGAAAACCUGGUUUUUAAGCUUAAAAAAUAUUGAAAGAUUAAAAUCAAGGUUCCCAUUGGCAACCGUUUUUAUUUAUAUUUUAUUCACUAUCAAGUAUUUAUUAUUUUAAAUUUUUUUAAAUAAUUAAUUUUGUCAUGGAAACGCACAUUGUUGUAAUCAUUUUAUCGUAAUAUAACAUAUAUAUUGUUAACAAAGCAACAAAGCAAUUAAACUCCGCUUAGAAUGGUUUGUUCAUUAGCAAUGGUUUAUCGUUGCUUACAGAUAUACAUUAAAUUCCCGUCUGUAUCCUACGUUCCCAACUUCCCACCUACAAAAGUGACUGCACCCACGUGAGCAGUAUGUCCGUCCUUUUUUUUUUUGUAAGUUUUAAAAUCAAAUUUUAAUGAAAAUCCUAAAUACUACGGUGUUUCAAAACAUGCAUAACCGAACUUCACUCCGAAUCGUUUUUCGUUAUCAAUGGCUUAUUGUUCGCUACAGGUAUAAAUUAAAUAACUUUAUUUAUCCCACUUUUCCCACCACCCAUCUACAAUAAUGGCUGUACCCGUCUCCAGUAUCAGCUCUUUUGUUUUUUGUAACGGAUAACCACUGGACCAAUUUACGUGUAGAUUUUUGCAGAAUGGCCCGAGUUGUCCAGAAAAGGUUUAAAGCUUUUGAAAUCCUGGAUAUGACCAGUAAAAGUAGGAGACCUAACCCUAACCUGCAGUAAUUUGGGCUGGGUACAAAAUAAUGUAUAGGUAUUUAUAAUUAGUUAGAAACCAUACGUAAUUCAUAUAAAUUUCAAAAAAAAAUUAAUUUUGAAAAACUUAAGUGCAACAGUGGUUAAUUGCGGGAACUGUAACAAGGAAUCAAGGAGGGCAGUUUUUAUUAAGUACAUCUCAUAUGAUUGGCAUGAACAAUGCCGGGCUGGACAGCUAGUAUAUAAUAUGGAUAAGUCUAUAUAAUUGUGUCAUUUAAUCAUUAAUCAUUUUUAUUUGAAUAUUUGUUUUAACUAUAAUAAUGUGGGUCACGAUAAAGUGCACUAACCAUAAUAAAUUAAUAAAUAAUAAAUCGAAUAACCUGUUAUAAACAAUGUGAUACAGUACCGCAGUUGGUAAAUGGUCAGUUGUCAUCAAUUAGUGGAUAUAAUAAACUCACAAUUUGAAAUGUAGCUAAAUAUUAUUAUUAUUAUUAACUAUUUAUUGCCAAUUUAUUUAUUAUUGAUUUUUUAGAAUUUUCUAAUUACUUACAUAUCUAUUUAUAACCAGUGAACAAUAAAAAUUAAUAUAAAAUUAUUAGUUUUCGAAGGUUAAAUACUUUUUAGGAAUUUAUUGGGUAUAAAAGUUUUUAAUUGUAUUUACUAUAAUAUUGAUAUUUAUUUUCAUAUACAAUACAUAUUAUUAGUUGAAUAGAUUAUUCAAUAAUGGCCUUAAAUACUUUAACAUUACUAGCUCAAACAUAGGCCUCGGUAGCGCAGUAGGUAGCGCGUAAGUCUCAUAAUCUUAAGGUCGUGAGUUCGAUCCUCACCCGGGGCAGUAAUUUUUUAUUAAUAUUUUUCCUACUUUUCUUUACUUUUUUUUCACAUAUACAAUUAUAAUUAAUUUAGCAUUUCUAUUAUAUUUAGUAUUUUUAUUGAGAAUAUCAUGAUAAUUUUGAAUGUUGCGGAUAAAAAAAACAAAUUAAUAAAAUGUAAUUUUGUUUAUGAACUGUAACGUUUUACUGUUGUUUGGAAUUUUUAUUGGUUUUAUUAUUUUUUUAUUUUUUCAUCAGUGUUCAAAAGUUUAGUUGUCUAUGACAAACUUAAACAUAAUAAACUUUGCUAUUAUAUAAAUUUUGAAAUUAACCUUCAAAGACGGAUCUAUAAAUUAUAUUGUCUAUAUGCGUCAUGCAGAAACUUGGUUGGUCUUUGAAUCUUUCUUUUUCUAAGUUCCUUAACUACCACGCUAUCAAAGUAAAACAACUAACUGAACAUACUUAUAUGUAUAAAGUUUUAUCAUUUUUGUAGGUAGCAAUAAAUAUUUAGGCCGGGCGAUCUUGGAUUUAAAUUAGGUUUUUUUUUUAUUCCGUUGCCACUCGUACGGAGUAAAAAUUUACUUCAGACUUAAAGUGCAAAUAAAAUCACUUACUAACGAGUCUAUACUACUCAUUAACUUCUGAAAAUGUUUUUGGCUCUAUUUAAAUUUAUAUAUAUAAUCAUUUCUGUGAUUUUUUUCGGUUUUGUUGUAAUCUGUAUUCAUUCUGCAGUCACUCGUUGCGAAUCCCGCGAGUACGCGUGUGUUGUUUUAUGUUGAUUAGAACCUUUUUUGGAGUUGGACAACUAAUAAUGAUUAAAUAAAUAAUCCAAAUUGAAAAUGUUUUUUGUCAUAUUAAUUUGUACUAAAAUGUAUUUUAAAAGGUUCAUCGCUUAUAUAUCAGGGUAAUUGGGUAAAUUAUUACAUAUCUCCUCGGUACCAAACCGACACCCCGACGCAUAAAUAUAUAACUAUUUAAGGCAUAUUUAAGGGCUAUUAUAGGUUGUUAAUAUUUCUAGGCGCGUAUUGUAACUGCAAAUAAAUCAUGUAUACAUAGCUAUUCAACAGUAAAAUAUACUAUUAAUUACUUUUUUUACUUGCAUGAAAUAAUAUUGCAUAUGUUUUGGAUUUGGGAAAAUGUAAAAUUCAUUUUUUUUAAAAAUGUAUUUCUCGUUUUCUUCAAUUAGAAAAAAUACCUUUUCAUGCAUUAUUAGGUUAUAUAAAUGUGAAUUUUGAUUGAUAUUUUUUAUUAUCGUGCUUGAGUUUGAUUUAAUCAUAGUUUUUGUAUAAAUUAAUUGUUCAUUACGAUAAUUAUUACCUAUUAUAAAGCUGGCUAGCGACAGUUAGCUAUAAUACAGGUACUAAGUUAAUUAAAAAACAGAAAUUUAUGGAAGCCGUGAUGGUAUAUGCGCUACAGCGAUAAUGUUCGCUAUAAUAUGUACCUAUCCAAAUACAUACAAUUAUUAUGAUAAUGUUAUUUAAUCUGUGUAUAUUUAUACCUACUAUAUAGUUACAUGAUAUUUAUGUCGAUAGCGCAUUUUUUUUAUCACUCGUUGUAGGACGGGAAGAGUAUUAUACAUUUUUCAGUUGGUAUUUUAAUGAUUACCUAGUAGAGUUAUAUAAGUAUUAUAAGUAGUUAUGCAGCCGGGUGAGUACUGCUAUUAGAUUUAUCAACAAAAAGUAAACAUCUAGACAAAACAUUAAACACGCAGCUCAUUAUAAUAAGCCCAAUAGCAAGUUAUUAGAAAUAAAAUAAAUGGAAAUUAUAAUCUAAAACCUUAAAAAAAAAUAUCAGCGUAUAUAAUCGUUGUAUUUUUAAUACGCGAAAUUAUAAUAGCAUCAAUAGUUAUAAUAAUUAUAGUUAGGUAUAAUAAUAAUAUACGUAUAAUAUAAGGUAUUACAGUUUUUUUUAAAUAAUUGACGAAACACGUAAAAAAAUAUACCCACCUAUAAUUAUUAUAGAUACGUUACAGAAACAUUAUAUAGCAUUCAAUGUAUUAUGCAACGUGUAGAACAGCCUCUUACCUAUACAUAUCUCUUAUACUCCUAAAGUACUAAGUCUUAUAGGUACUUAAAUAAUAUUUUUAUUUAAUAAAAUCAAUAUUAUAUUAUUAUCCUCGAUAUAGAUAGACAUUAGGUGUCACUACCAUACUUGUGUUUUCAAAUUAAAAUAUUAAAUGUAUAUUAGACAAGUUUCUUCAUUUACCGAACUUGGCCCCUUUUUCACAUUUAUGUUUUUAUUGGGAUAUCAGCUAUAACAGCAGCAACGAUCGUUUGGAAGUUUUUUGAAAAUAACAAUAUGACAGUUAAACAUAGUAUAAUAUAUUUGUAUACCACUGAACCAUCUAGUAAUUGUACAUAUUAUAUUAUAUUAUUAAUUAUAAUAAGAUAAUGCCCCCCCCCUUUAAAUAAACGAAAUAAAACUACGAAGCUUUACAAUUUAAAUAUACAAAAUUUAAAAAAAAAAAAAUGAAUAAUUAAUGCGGGUUAUACUUAGAUCUAAAAAUUAUACCCAUAGUGUUGUCCCCGAGUGUUGUAAUAAAAUGUAAAAUUCACACGCUAAAGUUUUUUGAUCGCUAUUUAUAUGUAUACUCGUAUACACGCAAUUCGUUUCUUUGUAUUAGAAUAAUUCACAAAAUAAAUUUAAUAUGCAUAUAGGUGAACUAUAUAUUUAAUAUAGUAAUUUUGACUAUUUAUCAUAACUCCCUACUUCAUAUGCUACAUAUUUUAUGUAUAAAAAACGAGAAUGUCACGUCUAUAUACGUGCGUAUAAGGAUUUAUAGCGUAUUUUUAAAUUUUUUUUUUGUAAAAUGCACGCAUGCUUACUACACGAGGCGUACCUUUACAUAAAAGUAAGCGAAUUUAGUAUAAGGUAAUUAAUUGUUUAUACAGAGUGAUCAAUAGUUUUUGAAACACUCAUUAUCUCAAACUCUCAAAACUUUUUUUGAAUUUUUAUUUUACAUCCUAUGAAAUAAGUGGCUCUAAAAUAUUACAUUUUUUGUCACCCUUUUUUUAGUGGUAAAACUAUUAUUCACUUUUGAUAAAUAACAACCUACAUUCAAAAUUCAAUAAUAAUAGACAAAGUUUCAAUAUAAAUUAAUAUUGGUGUUAAUAUUUUUAAUUUCUGUCAUCCUGUUAACUAGAUAUUACAAUUUGAAUAUUAGAUAGAAGGAGAGUAGUGGGGCGUUAUUUGUGAGUACGGUAGUGUUUGAGUAGUGAUCCAAUAGGUGAUUUCGCUCUACCCACAAAACAGCAAUAAUAUCUUGUCAACGGUUUGACGGAAAUUAAAAAUGUCAACACCAACAUUUAUUUAAACUAAAAUUGUAUCUAAUUAUGGCAUUUUUAUUGUAGGUUGCUAUUUAAAAAUUAAAUGUUGGUAGUGGUUUCACCCUCAAAAAUAUGGGAGACAAAAAAUAACGGUGAUGUAAAAUUUUAGAACCGCUUGUUUCUUGGCGUUUUGAAAAAACGAAUUGCGAAUAAAGAUUUUACUUUCCGAUAUAAUGAGUGUGUUAUUGAUCACUCUGUAUUAUGAAAGUUGAACGACCAAAUAUUGUGAACACAACUAAUAUACAUUGUAUGUUUUUCGAUGGCCUUGAUUGUCUAUCGUCCUUGUAUUAUUACUAAAAUAUAGAUAACUCCGAUCAAAUAUGAAAGGUCCGAAUGAGGGUAUUUUUUUAUCGUGGCACAUAUAACACGAUAAAGCAAACAAAUUAUUAAAUAAUACCAUUAGCACCGUAAUGUAUUAUAGUAGUCCGACUAUAUAGUAUCUAAUAGUCCACCAUUAUUCGGGAGAGGAUUUAGAACAUUAACCUCGGUAUCGAGUAUUUAUCUCCUUUUAAUAUUAAUCGUGAUUUUAUUGUCAUACAAUUUUGGUCAAAACACAACAUCUAUACCUGUAUAGAAUUUUUACGGUUCAAACAAUGUGUUAAAUACAUUAAGGAGAUUGAGUUCUGGAAUUUUCGUUAUACGUUUUACACAAUUAUAUACGCAUUAUAAUAACGAUAGCGAUUCACUAGACCAAUUUUCUUUCAAUCCCUUGUUUGAUCGAUCGAUGUGUACCUAGUGAAUAAGCAAGCCAUACUAUAAUAUUUUAAAAACGGUUUUGAAUUCAAUGUGUGGAUAUAUAUCAUGUCAAUCUUUCCAAUUUAAUUGUAAUUAGUUCUUUACGCAUUUUAAAAAAAAAUUAAAAUCAAUUGUUUCAAAAAAUUAUUGUUUUAAAUUCACUGUAUUGCAUUAGGUAUGUGUUAGACAAAGGAAUUAAACAUUGGUACCCAUUUAAAAUUGUUUUUUCUAAUACUAAUCUGAUAUCGUCGAUCCAUUUAUAAUAUAAAUCAAUAACAAUAUUGUUUCGGGUUUUUGUUUGUUCACAUUAUAUAUAUAUAAUUUCUGGCGGCACAGAACAAUAAUUAAGGCGUUUCAAUUUUGUAUUGUCAAGGUAGCAAUAAUGAUUCAUUUACAGCCUGCUAGCCUCCUUAUAACGGAAUCGCUCGGUACCAAUUGAUUUUUCUGUUAUAAAGGAGUUCCCGAUAUAAAGGGGAGUAAAAUAUACGAGGCAUAGGUUGUACAGAACUGCAGUUGUUUUCCGUUUUAAAGAGAUUUCCGUCUUAUAGGGGGUCCGUUAUAAAGAGGUUUUACUAUACCUGCGCAAAUUCAAAUGAUCAAAUCAUUCAAUAAUAAUGAAAUAUUAAUAAUAAACUAAUGUGUUUGAUACAUAUACAAUAUAUACAUUAUGUACGAUAAAAGUAAAUAUUACGUACGUAUAAGUAUUAUAACAACGAUAUUAUUGUAUAUUAUAAAUUAUGAUUUUUAACAAAAUUGAAAAUAAUAUGACGGGUAUUUAUAUGAAACAUAUCAGAGGGGCUUGAACCUAUAAACAUCAGUGGUUUGAUAUAACGCCUAUCCCGGGGGCGUUUGAAAGGUACUAUGGGAUGGUAUAAAACCUGUUUUGGCAGUGAGAGAACGUGUUUCCGUAUAAGACGAGUAAUUUCGUAUGUUUUAUGGAACGAAAUUAAGUUCUUUGUUGGUUAUUCAUCUAAUUUUUAAUUUUCUUCAAUAAAGAUAACUUUGAAAGUGUACCUAAUUCUUUACUAUUUCAUUGGACAUUUCAAUUAUUGUUUUUACAAUUUAGCAGUACUCUUUCUCUUUUUUAUACCCUUAACGACGGAAUUUUCACAUAGAAGAGCGUUGAAAAGUUUGCUCUACAAGGAGGCGUUAAAAUUAAAAAGGUUGAGGAACACAGCUAUACCUUCAUAAAUAAUUUUAACUUUUAUAGGUCAAGGUACAAAACCGUAAUACAUAUAGCAAGAAAAAAAUGUCUAGGGAGAUUUUAAAAUUUAAAAUUUUAUCAUUUACUAAAAUAAGUAAAUUUUUCAUAAAUUAAUAAUAAAACGAUAGUUAAAAAAUGUUGUAGGUAAGUACCUGCCUGACUAAUUAUAUGUUUUAAUAGUGUAGACUGAAGUUAAUUUAAUUUUAUCUAACAAAUGUAAUAAUAAUGUAUAUUUUUUAAACACUUAUAAAGUAGUGUUGUAGUCCAAUAUGUGAUCUACCAGGUCGUCGUCGUGGUAUAAUAAUAUGUGUGCGAAUGUAGAUUGAGAAGUCUACGCCCGUUUAAAUGACCAUGGUGAAAUAGACCACACAGUAAACCAGGAGUCAGCAACCUUUUUAACCAUGCGGGCUAUAUUUUUUUUCAAAUUUUAAUCGAGAGCCACAAUCAUAAAAAAAAACAAAUUUUACACAUAAUCUAAUACUAAUAAUUUUAUUACUAUUCAAUUUUGUUAUUUUACAUAAAAAUAUAAAUUUCUGCAUAGAAAAGCUUGCUUUUAGGAAAAAAUAAAAUAAUCUAAAAAAAAUAAUGUGAAAUUGUAUAUUUAUGCGAUUUCUGUAUCUGUAACUUAUAAAUUAAAUUUUCGAUAUCAAUUUGCAAAAUUAUCGUUAAGGUUCGUAAUACAGCGUGCAAAUAUUCAUCACUAAGGUACAAAGGGUAUUUAUUUUUCUGUACUUUACAGUGGAUAGUAUCUACUCACUGCAUACCUUUAUUCAAACGCUGCCAUAAGUUUUUGUGCACAUUGUCUGAUUUCGGGGAAUACAGAUACGGGAAGACAACUACAAAAUUGAGAACAACUGGUUGCUUCCCGAAAAUAAUUUUUUAGAACCUAAAAUGGAUUUAUGUCCACUAGAAAAGAAUUCUGAAAUAAUUUUAUUUCAUAAUUAUACUUAUAAAAACCAUCAAAUCUUAUUGAAAAUUCGUUUUAAGAAAUUCAGGUUUAAUUAAACCCCAAUAUAGUGGUUUUACAAAAGAUUCAAUCGUAUUUACAACAUGAAAAAUAAUAACAAUUUUGUUAAUUCAUAGAUUAUACAAUAGUUUUAAUUUUAUUUGGAACAGUUUAAACUGUUUAACAUCAGUAUACAUGCCUGACAGCAAUUUUCCUAUAUCUUGAAAUUGUAUGUUCAACCAUUAACCGAAUAAAAUAUAUUGAGGAAAUUACAACACUCAUAACUUCUUUCAGUGUAAGAACUUUACAACACAAUGCUUCUUGGUGAAAUCUCACAUAGCCAAUUUAACAUCUUUGUGUAGGCCAUAUAAAAUUGCUUUGCUUAGUUAUAAUUUAUAACUCUUAUAAUCACCCUUCUCUAGGCUCUGGUUACAUUACUUAUUACAUAUGUACUCGUAUGUAACAAUUAUAGGAAUUAAAAAUAAUUUUACCUGAUAUUUUAUAGCCUAUACAGAGACAUUUUUUAAUCAUUGUGGAACCGGUUAAGCUUUAUUUUAAAACCAUUUAAAUUUUUUUACUCCUCAUCUAUAUAUUUUAAAUAGGUAAAUUAAAUUUUUGUUUUUCAAAUAGGAAUCCCCUUUUUUGAACACGGGUUCAAAUAAAGUAGCUGUAUUUUUUUUUUAGAAAAUUGUAAUAUGCACAACACAAAUAACAGAUUUACCGUUUAAAGUUAAAACCGGAGGAGUAGGAAAAAAUUAUCAUUUUAAAAUAUAUAGGUACUUAAGCAAUGUAUUACCUAAUUGGUUACCUAUAUAAGUUGUUAAGAGUGUACAUUUUACAACGAUUUUUGUACGGUAUGUCAUCGUAACACGUAAUGACGUUUCGAAAAGAAUUUUGAGAGGGGGUAAUUUAAUGGUUAUAACCGGUUGCACCUACGCGAAAUUCAUCAAUCAUCACCGAAACAUAAUGCCAUAUAUACUAUAUUACAAUAAUAAUGACGUGUGUUUUUGUUUUUUCCGUCUGUUAACAAGUAGCUAGUAUUCGACCGCAGAAGACCGGUUCCUACUAAAAAAUUUCAUGAGAGUUUUCGGCAUCUAGUUGGUGCAUCGGGGAGGUAUAUCUAUAACCUAGUUGUUUUGAAAGUUUUUGUAAUUUUCUUAAUAUUAUACAUUAUUUUUUACCUAUGGGUAGGUAGUUAUAAUAAUAUGGGAUACUCUAAUAUAAUUUUAAAUUUAGAAAAAGUAAAAAAAAUAAAUAUGUUUAACCGAUCUCCACUCGGCAUCGAAUUAUGUUGGCAAUAAUUUGUUUUAAAUAUUUCACGGCGACUCGGUCUCAAGUGAAUUUUUGAUGUUAUUAUUAUAAAAAAAAAAAAAAAAACGCUAUAACGCGUAGGCGCCGGUUAUCGCGCGCAGUCGCUGCGGGGGAAGUGUGGAUAAAUAUUCAAAUUAUACACGCACGUGUAUUCAAUAAUAAUAUUGUCGAGCAGACGGCUUGGCGGUGCUGCGGUUCUCACGUUGGUACGACUGAUUCACCCUACCACGCGCGGUUACCCGGCGCGAUCGGUAGCGACCGUGAUUCCGUGGUUGCAGUGUACUCGUGUACUUAUCUACGGUCGUAUUGUCAUUGUGCGAACUUGUCUCGUUCCAGUUCGGCGUGUUCUAUCAUUUUUCGUCGUCCUCGUCGAUCUUUUCCACAACACACCACACACGAUACGUGCCACAACGCAGACGCCGUCGCCGACAGCCGCAGGUGUCCACACGUUCCACUAUAGCCCGCGAGUCUCACACAGACGCCACCGCCGAUAAUCACAGGGCAUAGGGUGAGUUUUACUCUCCCGCCUUUUCGGUUCCGUCCCAAAGUUUAUAUUAAUAUUUGGUAGGUAUGUACCUUGUUGUUUUGUCACAGUAGUGGGUGUUCAUUUGUAUUCAUUCUUUUUUGUUCAAAAUUCACAUGAUAGGUUCGUUGUACAAUAUUUACGAGUGACGAUUAUUUAUAACUCGUCCAUACCGUCAACACAUUUCGCGCGUUCCGGCGAGUUAAUUCCUCCAAUACAGGGCUGAAAAGAAAAAAAAAAGCAGUUAAAAUUCCUACGUAACGGUGCUAAAUACUGGUCAAUGGUGAUACGGUUUACUGGUGCACGUGAACAUGCACCUUUAACUAGAGAUCUGUACCGGCUGAUUAUAUAGGAAUCGUCACAAACACCUAUACAAUAGUCGAUAAUAAUAUUGUGCGACCAAUAAACCAAUAGGGGAGACUGUUGUACCUUGGCACCAAUUUUAUAAAAUAUUUUCUAAAGAAUAAUUUUGAAUAUUAGAUAUUCAUUUUUACUUUCAUUUUUUGAAAGCUUCCAAAUAAGUUAUUUUUCAAAUAAAAAUUUAUUUUUUAAAAACACCUUAAAUGGUCCAAGGGACAAUUUUUUUGGUUUCAUAAACAAUUAAUAACAACGGUUUAUAUUUUGAUGUUUGACGACAAUAAUUACAUAGGUAGUUUAGAUUCAAUUUAAUAUAGGUAAUAUUUGUUCUAUAUUUUUUGUUAUUUGAUUGUCUACAUUGCCCAUUUGAUAUUUAUCUAAUCUGAUUAUCUCGCUGAUUAUUUUCUAUUGCAAUAUUUAUGUUUGUAAAAAUGAUGACAUUUUAUUAAUUCCUUAUUAUUCAUUAUUUUCGAUAAAAUUAAAAAUGAAUGGAAAUUAAUUAUUUGAUUUUAUUUGUAUUUUACCUUAGAUAAAUAAUUGAGUUUAGUAGGUACCUAUUUACCUAAUUUAUUUAAGCAAUGUAUAAAUUGUCUUUUCUUCCACUAUCAUCAUCCUUAGAAUACGGUAUAUAAAAAAAUAAUAUUUUAUUUUAGAUUCCAAGUGUAGUGAGGAAUGUUAGUUUUACUGUGUGUUUUUUUUUAACAUUAUAUUAUGUAGGUACAAUCUUUAAAAACAAAUAUUUACAAUAAGUACAUUAGCUUUAUUGUAAAGUUUUUUUUCAAAAUUAUUUGUUUGUGUAUUAAUAACUUUUCUAUCAGAAAAUUUCACGGCGAGGGCUUUUUAUAGCAAAUUUUUUGAGGUAGUUUUUAUUUAAGUUGAUUCUUUUAGACCUAUUUUACACUAACAAAGUUAAGUAUAUUUUUCAAUAUUAUGUUUACUGUGGUUACAAUUUAUGUAGUUAACAAUAUAGGUACGCCAACUUAGUUUGAAUGCAAUGUUGCAAACUAUUUACUAGAUUUGAAGCUAGAUUGUUUCCGUCUUAAGGUUGUAAAAAUUUACAUAAACAUAAUAACAUUAAUAUUUUUUAGUCUGCAAUUUUAACUAUUUUUUUGAUUAAAUUUUUGUUCAGUGAUGCUGUUAAUGUAUAUUUGUUUUAAUUUGUUCACAAACAUGUACAGUGAUUUUUUAUUAUUUUAUAUUUGAACAAAUAUACUAAAAACAUUGUUAGAUGUUUCAUUUUUCGGCUUUACUAAGAAUUUUGUUUUUUUUUUUUUUGGAAUAGGUGCCUACCAAAAAUUAAACAAUUAAAAAAUUACCUUCCUAUCUCUCUUGAGUGACUUCUAAUUGAACUGAUCAACUUUGUAGCACACAAAUUAAUCUACAAAUAUAAUAUGAAUUUAUGUGAAAAAAAAAUUUUUCUAAUGACUUAAGUUUUAUGUCUUGAAAAUCAUGAAUAUAUCUGCUUUUAUUUUUAGAACAAUGGAAUUUGAACUUUGCCAAAACGUAUAUUGCCAAAUGUAAAAUUAUUAAAAAUAAUAAAAUUCAAUACAUUUUGUCCAAUUUUAGAUUACCUACGAAAAGUGACAGUUUAUACAAAAUUACAAAAACAAGACAUUUAAUUCACUGUACUGUAGUACAUUUCUGCAUUGUUAUUAAAUCAACUUUACAUCUAUUACUUAUAUCACUUAAAGUAGGGAUUUUAGUCAAUCACAACGUCACAUGAUAAACUGAAAUUAAAAAUUGUAUUUAUUUAUACUUCCAUGUAAGUAAAAAAUAAAUUAUUAAAAUAACUGUUUAUUUUUUGGGUUGUAAUGUUGUAUGCGAUCUACCAAACUCAUAUUUUUGCAGUACACAAUCUGCCUGAAAAUAGUAUAGAAUUACCGUAUUAAUUUUUUUAUAUUUGCUAGUAAAAUAAAUGAAUUCAUUACAUUACAUUAAUAUAUUUCUUUAAAACAGAGUUUUUCAACCUGGAUGACACGGUACCCUUUUUAUCAACUUUUUGUGUUUAACUUAAACUAAAAAUGCCGUUUUCAUGUCUGUAAGGAAAUUGUCAAAUAUUGUAUCCAUGGAUGGAUGAAUGAAGUGAUUACCACCACUCUUUUUUCAACUAUUUUUAAGCAAUAGUGAAACAUUAUUUAUUUUAAUGUUGUAUCAUUGUUUUUAUAACACACCAAAAAACCUUGAUGUAUUUUAUGUUAUUCUGUACUUAAAUCAAUACAAUUUUGGAAUGAGUCACUGAUCUAUUAUAUUUUCUUUUUUCUUUGACAAAUUUUACAUAUAUGCCAUAUUUUAUUUUAUUGUAUCUGUACAUGUUUAUAAUAUAAUAAUCUAUGACUAAUUUUAUAUAUUUUCAAUUUCCUGAUUUUUUUUGUAGAUCUCGUACAUCAUUACUAUUUUUUUUUAAACAAUUUUUAAUUAAAAUUUGAACUCAAAACGACUCUACAAAUAAAUUCAAACAUAAAAACCCUUAAUAAUAAAAUCAAUACAAUCAGAGUACGCUCAGAAAACUUAUAAUAAUAAGGUACUCACUUAGGUAUCUUUACUCAACAUAAAAAGGUAUUUACCUACCUAAAGAGGUUAUCGAAUAAAUAUGUUUUCUUUCAUUAUUGUUUGAUAGAAUACAAUUUAUAAGCAUUUGUCUUGCUUACCAUUGAAAUGUAAAAUCGUAAUAAAAGGUUAUAUGGCAUUGUAGUGAAACAAUGCCAAAAUUAUUUGUUAAAAAAAUUAUACUUAAUUUAUUAAUAUAUGUACAUUUAAAUUAAUGUAUGUAACUCAUACCUAUACCUUAAAAAAAUUGAAAUAGUAAAUGCAUACAUAAUUUCUUUACUCAUUAAAAUUUCUUACAUAUUCGAAUAAAAAUUAUGUUUUACGUGGGGUUUGACUUUAAAAAUGUAAUAAUUAAUUUCUUAUUUGUUUUUGAAUAUUUUAAAUAUAUAUCCAUACAACAGGCACUGAACCAUCUACUGUUUAUUUUUAAUAAUAAUAAGUGCAUAAUCAUAAUAAUAAAUGGCAAAUGAAAUUAGAAAAAUAUAUAUUGUGAACAAACAUUGCACCUAUUUUAGUUAACUGGUUGUAGUGUUUUGUAUAAAUUAUAGUCACACAUCAACCAGCAGCAGUACUUAUAGCUAGGAAAAUAAAUAAUUAUUUUAAUUAUAUAGAAUGGAUUUUAUUACUGCGGUAAAUAACAAUGUGUAUUACAAGUUUAAUUGGGCAAUGAAUCAUUCUCUAACGAUUGAGGUGCAACACAAUAUUUAUAAAAGAGGUUCAAUUAGGUAAUAUUGCAUUUUGUAACCAAUUUGAUGUAUACUGUUAUAUAUUAAUAGGUAUUAGAUAUUUUUAAAACCAAAUAAAAAUUCUAUUUAUUAGUUGUUAUAAUUCAAUUAAUUUGUUUUUCUUUGCAGAUUACUUUGUUUUUCUUCUUUCGAUACUACAGCCACUUCUAUGAAGGUCGAUUGUUGCAGUUCUAUAUGUUAAAAUUACGCCUUGUAUCUACACAUUUCCUAAAGCAGCCAUAAAUAUAUUAAAAUGUGCCGUGAUUGGGAUAUGAUUAUCUAAAUCAUUGUAUCAUUGGUAUUAGACUCGAAUUAAAUAUUGUGUCAAACUGUUGAAAUUAUUUCAGUGGUUAGCCGUAAGUGAUCUGAUUGUCAUUACUGUUUCUUUUAGUUGUUUAAUAUAUUAUUAUUCUCAGGGAAUUAGUCAGAGUUUGAAUUGCUUGAAAAUGAAAUUAACUGUGUGUACUGAUGCGCAUAUGUAUAGUAACCAGGUAAAAUAUUAAAUUUAAAAGUAAAAAUAAUUAUUAAUGCUUGGUACUUUACGCAUUUAAAAUACACAGAAAACGGCUUAACAAUGUCAAAAGAACUCUGAAAAAAAAAUUAAAAAGCAAAAAUAUUAGAGAGCUCAGAGAGAUUUAAAAUUUCCACUCCCAACCACUUAAUUGUUAAAUGCAAUUAUUCUAAUACAUGUAAUUUUUUUAUAAUACUUACAAUUUUAAAUAAACUUUAUUUAAAAACUUGAAUUAAUUUUUAUCGUGUUCGAAAAUUGUAUUUUAUAAGUUAAAGUCAUUAGAAGGGGAAGGGGCUUUUAAAAAUAUACUACUAUAUUUUUUUUAAAUGCAGUUUCAAGUCUUUUUUGACAUUUUUUAUUGCUAGAUUUUAAGUGCAUAAAGUUCUGAGCCCUAAUAAUUAUAUAUACAUAUUGAUUCUUGUUGAAAUUAUUUGUUUACAUAAGGCAAUUAUCAACUAAUCACGAUAUUAUCACAUUAUAAUUGUAUUAAGAACACAGUACUAAAUACAAUUAAACAAUAAAUACUGUUUUAGGUGGAAACAAAAUUUGAGAUGUUAUUAGAAGAAUAUAAUACAGAUAAAUUGAUUUUGAUUGGUAUGCCAUUGGAAAAGUUACCAUUGAAUUGUGAUGGGUUGCCAGUUAUAAUACAAAAGAUAUAUGAUUAUAUAAGUGACUUUGGUAUGUUGGUGGAAUUUGUUAUUAGGAUGUAAAAAUUAAAAAAAUUAUUAUAUAAAUCAAUUGUUAUUAAUUUAUUAUAUUUAUUUUUUAGGACUAUAUGAUGAAUGCUUAUUUGAUGAUGCCUAUUCAAAUAAUGGACGUAAAGAAAGUAUUCUAAAUGCCUAUAAAUUAGUGAGUGGUUCGGAAGAAAAUUGUAGAAGUAUUAUUGAUGUUGAUGCAGUGGAUUUUGCAUCGGUAUUGGUUUUUUGGCUUUAUUACUUACCAAAACCAUUGAUAUCCUCUAAACAAUUUGCAAUGAUUUGUGGUGAUUAAUUUUAUUACACUAUUUUUUAAAUGUCUCACAUAAUAUUGUUCUCGUAUACAAUUAUAAUUUUACUAUGCUAUGUUAUUUAAAUAUAAUAUAUAUACAUACAGAUUUAAAUGUCAAUAAAAAAUAUCGAGAAAUUAUAAACUCUAUGGACAAUAUAAAUAGACAAAUUUUACAACGAGUUAUGAACAUUGUGGAUUCUUACGAAAAGCAACAUAAACUAUACAAAGAAAAAUUAGGAAGUCUUUUUACAUUACUUUUAACAAAAAAUGUGGAUAAUGCUAGUCAGAAUAAAGCAUUACAGUUUAUAGACAAUUUAAAGAUUGUUUUGAUGUAAGUUUUAUAAAUUUCAAUAUAAUUGCUUUCAGUAAUUUUUUGCCAACAUUAUUUCCUCAUAUAUUUUUAAUUGGAUAUUUCGCAUUAUUCUCUUUAAGUCUAAACAUUAAUAAAACUACAUUGUACGCAUAAAUUAUUUUAUUAGGUUUUUAAUUUUAUAAUUUUUACAUAAGGAUUGAAAAUCCUUUUGAUAUAUUUUUAAAAUUAUAAUGUAAUAUAAUAUAUGUAUAUAGGAUGUCUCGCUGUGUUUUUGUGACAGAAUUUUGUAGAGCUAUUAAAAAUUAAUUUUUUUUUUUUUCAAUUUGUUUUUCUUGCAUUUAUUUAGAGAAUACUUAAUUUUGCAUUUUCAUCCAUUAACCAUUAAAAACAAAUAACUUAUUCAAUUUACAAAAUGUUCAAAAUAGCCACUUUGUAAAUAAUAUUAUUCUAACAAUUUGAAUGUAUUAUACAUUUAUAUCUGAGCAAUAAUUUUUAGUUAUAUGUAUUUCAAUGUUUAGAAAAUAGACGUGAAAGCAAUUAAUAUGCAAUAGAAUAUAAGGAAUGACCGUGUGAUUCCUUAGGUAUCAUUUUAUUGAAAAUUAAUUGCUUUCACACCUAUUUUCAAAAAAUUUAAGAUGUAAAAUAUAUUGUAAGUGCCUUGUAAAAGGAAUAAAUAAAAAGCUCUUGGUUUUUUAGUGAUUAUGGGAUAAAAAUACAAAUUAAUUUUUCCUCUAAAUAGAUGUCUCCCUCAAAGAAAAACAGAUUUAAAAAAAAAAAAAAAUUAAUAGCUAUAGUAAAAUCAGUCAAAUGGUGGUAUACACUCUGAAUAUCAUAUCCACUUGAUGAAAUUGUGCAUUUCAUGAAAUGUUAUUUAAAUUAUCUCAAUUUAUUUAAAUACUAUUCAGUAAAAUACUAUACAAUUUCAUAAAUUGGAUAUAUUUUACAAAAUAAAAAUUGACAUUUUAUAUUGUUUAAUUUUGUUUUCAUCAUUUGAUCAUUCACUUUGUAAAACUAAAUAUAAUAUAUGUUUAAUAGAUAGAUAGAUAAAUAUUACAUUGUAUACUAUACUCUGUUCCAAAAGAGAAUAUACCGCUCUGACGACCAGUUUAUGUUCGGUGGCGCGCAUCCCUCCACCAAGCAUCGCCGUUUCAGUCAGAUAUCACGUAAUUGUAAAAAAAAAGGUCUAUUUGACAUCGGUGUAAACUCGUCGGGCACGACCGGUGCAUUGUUUUGACGACGGUGGGAGAAAUUUAGGUCCGGACGAUCGCCAACUCUCAAUCAGCAUGCGCGAAAGCGGUAUGUUCUCUUUUGAAACGGAGUAUAUGAUAAGAUGAUGAGAAUACUUGGAUCACACUAAUAUAAACAUUUAGUCUUAAUUAUUUUAAAAUAACAUAAGCAUAAGAUAGGUAUUUUUGUGCAUGGAUACCUAAACUGAAAUUCAAGAAUAUUAAUAAAAAAAUUAAUGACUGUGAUUACUCUAUUACUGUUCGCGGUGUGGAGAAUUGGAGAGUGUAAAGAGUAAUUAGUAGACGAUAGAUGAAUAAAGAAUGGUGGGGAAGAGCAGGUAUAACUGAGAGGAAUUUUAAAAGAAAGCUGUAAUAAUAAAGAAGGUAAAUCAAUUUUACCAGAUAUGAGAUUAGAGAGGAAAAGAAAGUUAAAAAAGUGUCUUCGGUCAGGUAAGUUAGACGGGCGUAAUUUCAAAAGGAUGGGUGAGUAAUCAUAAGGAGAGUAGGUAAUAUUAAAAAGGGAGGCACUAAAGCGGGAAACUUACGUUGCACAUGUUCAAUCACUAUACUGCUGCAAGAGGUGGAAGGGUCCCAAAAUACAAAUCCGUAUUCCAGAAUAGGACGUACAAGGGAGAUAAGAGACAGAAUAUUUGAGAUGAACGGCUGAUGAACCCCAAAAACUUCAGGGCUUUACAGCAAGAAUUUUCAAAUGUGUUUAAGGAGGCAAAGAUUUUGAGUUAAGGUACAGACCAUAAGGGCUGGGAGAUGCAAUUGUUUGGUUGUGUUAUAAAAGGGUCAGAAUGGGAGUAAAAAUCAUGACUGAGCAAUUUGUAGGUGUUAAGAUGAAUUGAGAAGACUGAAGGAUUCACUCCAAGCAACCAACUGGUUAAAUCAGACUGUAAGAGGUUAGAUUAGGUCAAUGACAUUUCAAAUUUUUAAAAUAGUUUUUAAUAAUAAUAUGCAAUUAUAAAAUAAUUAAUAAAAACUAAAUAUUGUAUUAGUACAGUUUAUGCACUAUUCGUAUAUUAUAGGUAUUUUUUUUACAAAGUAAAAUUUUAGUAUUAAUUUUGUGAAAAUAAUAAAAAAUAUUCACAUAACAAAAAGUACAAUUUUAUCAAGUUUAUGCAACAAAUAUUACAUAUGUACAACAAACAUAUAAAAUUAUUAAUUUUGAUCAUACUGUUUAUAGGGAAGCAGAAAUUGAAAAUAAUGAAUAUAUGUUUAACAAUAACUUUGUAGUUAAAAAAGAAAAUCUUAAUUUUAAUAAAAAAGUGUUCAAUGAAAAUAAUUUAUGUAACAAGAAGAAUCUUGCUUGGUAAAUACUGUUUAUUUGUUUUAUUUGUAACAAUAAAUUACUUUAAAAUAUGUAGUCUUUCUAUGGAAUUGGUCAAUAAGGUAAACAGUAGCAUGGGGACUUUGGUUUAUUUAAAAAUAUUAGUUGACAUGUACAGGGACCUGAAUGGGGUUUUGUGUUGAUGCUGGUAGCAGGUCGUUGAGCUAUGAUGGAUCGCAGCUUAGAGAUAAUAUGAUUGAAGUUGACACAUCAGUAAAAAGUAAUGGUUUGAAGAAAUCAAGUAGCUGUGACCUGGAGAGUUUUGUUUCCAAAGAGGAUGACCCAUACAACAAAUCAUUUACUAAUGACGUAUCAUAUGAAGAGGUAUAGUUUAACACUAUAAACAUUCAAUUAAAUGUCCAAUUAAUUAAUUGAUUUUGUAUAAAUUAGGAAAAUUUAAAAGCGAAAUCUGAUAUAAAAUUGUCUGAUGAUUAUUUUCAAAAUAGUUCAGUGUGUGCAGUUGAUGAGGUAAUCCUAAUUAUUAAUCAGUAGUAUUCAUACAAAUUAUUCAUUAAAUUAUUAAUAUUUUUAUUGUUGUUAAAGUUGAUAUUCAGUUCUCAAAUUGAUGAUUUGAGGAGUAUUGAAAGAACUAUGCCUACUCAUUCCAGAAGUUCUAUGAAACGAACCAAAAAAAAAUCUAUUAGAAGUCACGUGGAAAGAGUCUUAAAGUCAGAGUUCUUGUCUAAUCAAGACAGUUUGCUAUUGCAAAAUACAUUAGAAUUAAUGAAAAUACUAUCAAAAAUCAAAAGGUUUGUGAUCUUUUAAAAUUAAUAAUCUUACAAAAAUGCCUUAUUAAAUAUCUUAUUGAUUUAGUGUUCAGAGUCAAAUAAACAUCCACAGGAGAAAUUGGGAAAACAAGUUUGGUUGUGAAAAUGAAAAUGCUGAUAAAAAUUUUCCAGAUUUACAUUUUUUAAACAAUCGUCUUGAGCAAUUGGCUAACCAGAAAAAUAAUUGUGCGUUUUUAAAAUUAAAACUAAUUUUAUUUAAACAUAUAAACAUUUUAUUAUUAUUAUAGAUUUAACCAAAACUGGACUUUCAUAUGGAAGAUCUUACAAUCGUACAGUUUUAAAUCUUAAAAAUGCUCAAAAAGAAGCUUUUAAGGUAUCCACUACUGUAUUAAAUAACUAAUAAAUAAAUAUUUUAGGAAUAUUAUGUAACAUUUAUCUGAAUAUUUAAAUAUUUAAUAUUAUAACAUUUUAAAUUUAUAUUUAUUAUUAUACAUUUUAGUUAUACGAAAAUGAAAAACAAAAUAACAAAAUCCAAAACAAAAACAUAGAGAAAUUAAUUUCUAACAUUUAUGAUAUUCAAAUAGUUCUUGAUUAUUUGGAAAAUAAUUGUGGUGGUAAAGAAUUGCCAUGGAGGUCUAGCAAAGGUUGUCCAGGUUAUAAAAGAAUGACAAAGAAACAGGUAGAUAUUAUUUAUUUUUAAUUUUUAACUGCAUGGACUAAUUAUUUUGUUUGUUUCAGUUGAACUGUGUGACUGUUGUAUCUGAUUUACAAACGAUUAGUGAACACGAAGUGAUGGAAACUAUUCCACAGCCAUUGUUUAUAGCAUUAGAAUAUUAA
Messenger RNA from Cinara cedri, 20052 nucleotides. The record is from the annotation of a GenBank genome assembly. NCBI's taxonomy places the organism in Eukaryota, Metazoa, Arthropoda, Insecta, Hemiptera, Aphididae.